Messenger RNA from Penicillium roqueforti, 303 nucleotides. RefSeq lists its product as uncharacterized. The transcript is spliced from 2 exons. Lineage: Eukaryota; Fungi; Ascomycota; Eurotiomycetes; Eurotiales; Aspergillaceae. The coding region runs from base 1 to 303 and encodes 100 amino acids. The record is from RefSeq and is a predicted model, not a curated record.
AUGGGGCUCUCCAACGCAGCCAUCAUUGUCAUCGUCCUCGUCGCCUGUCUCGGAGCAACCGCACUGGGAGCAUCGCUCUUCAAGCACUACAAACCCGCCGAUGGAGAGACCCCGUGGAGUCCAGGCUACGAGCAGAAGGUCUACAUGGCCGAGGUACGGGCUCGAGGAUUCGAAAAUCUGAGGCAGAUAUACUGGGGUGGACGAGAUCUUGAGUCGCGUUAUCUCCCAGCGGGGCCGAGCUACUAUCGUCCCCACACCACUUACACUGAAGACACCAACACAAAAUAUACAGCGAGCUCGUAA